Messenger RNA from Neocloeon triangulifer, 6888 nucleotides. RefSeq names its product otoferlin (gene mfr). NCBI's taxonomy places the organism in Eukaryota, Metazoa, Arthropoda, Insecta, Ephemeroptera, Baetidae. The coding region runs from base 84 to 6260 and encodes 2058 amino acids. Gene Ontology annotation, biological process: plasma membrane organization. Gene Ontology annotation, cellular component: membrane. The transcript is spliced from 35 exons. The record is from RefSeq and is a predicted model, not a curated record.
GGUGGCGAGGCGAGCACCAUGCUCAGGGCGCGACGACUCUGAUCAUCUAACUACCCAUAAAACAACGAGGCGAGAAGCAAACCAUGGCGCUCGUGGUCAGACUCAGGGAGUUCUUCCUGCCCAAAUGCAAGGGCGACAAGCUCGCCAAAAUCGAGUUCAGAGGAGUGGCGCACACCUCACGGCUCAUGACCGACUCGGGCGACCUGCAAACUUUGGACCAGCUGUUCGAGUGGCCGAUCGGGCGACCCAUCGAGCCGGACGAGACGGUGAGCGUGGCUUUGGUGCUGCACAGCCGACUUUUGCCCGACCGCUCCAUCGGCCACUACAUCGUGCCCCUGCAAAAAGUGGUCAAGGAGGGCAAACUCUCAUUAAGGGACUCGCUGCUUGAUAACAACGCCAAAACCCUACCGGCCACGAUUUCUCUCGAGAUGCGUUACACGGUACCUGGGACGGACGACAGUAUUGACGGCUGGUCACCGGACGAGGGCAUGGACGAGGAGCGGCUGCUGGUGGACAUUCAACAGAACAUCGCCAACCUGGAGAAAACGUUGACAAGCAACGAGCGAAGGGCCUCUUGGAGUCACGAACAGGCCUCGACGAGCAGAACAAUCGACAAAAGCCCCGCGCCAGGAAGGAAACGUUCUGCAUUGCGAAGUAUGCGCAGUUUGAUCCGCCUGGGAAAACAGCGGCCGCCUCGGGACGUGUCAUCGGAGGACGAGGAAAGGGCCCUGUUGCAAGGAGGCCGCAGCGGCUUGGACGGAAUUGGCACCCCAGUCGGCGAACAGGCCUCCUCCAGGGCCGGAAGCCAGUCUUCCCUCGAGUCGGACAACGAUAGUCUGCUCGACGCCAAUUCACUCGACGUCACGAAGAAAAGGCUGCGAGCAUCGCACCAUCAACGAACUCCGUCAAAUUUGCUCAAGUCGCAAGAUUUCCAGUUGUGCAUCACCAUCAUCGAGGCGCGUCAACUGGCCGGUCUGAACAUGGACCCCGUGGUCUGCGUCCAGGUGGGCGACCAGAAGAAAUACACCAGCGUCAAAGAGAGCACCAACUGCCCCUAUUACAAUGAGUAUUUUGUGUUCGACUUCCACAUGCCGCCAAUGAUGCUGUUCGACAAAAUCAUCACCCUUUCGGUUCUCCAAUCAAGGAAUAUUCUCAGGCAUAACAAAAUGUUGGGCAGCUUUAAACUUGAUGUUGCUACAGUUUGGUCGCAACCAGACCACCAGUUCUACCACAAGUGGGCCCUGCUGAGCGACCCCGACGACUUCGCCGGCGGCCCCAAGGGCUACCUGAAAUGCGAUAUCAGCGUCAUCGGCAAGGGAGACUCGGUCAAAGUGCCGCCCAAGAGCGAAAAGGACGAGGACGACAUUGAGGCGAACCUGCUGUUGCCCGAGGGAGUGCCGGUGGAGCGGCAACGGGCGCGUUUCAUCGUCCGCGUCUACAGGGCGGACGGCCUGCCGAAAAUGAACUCCUCCAUCAUGGCCAACGUGAAAAGGGCUUUCACCGGCGAGGUGAAGGAUUUGGUUGACCCCUACGUGCAGGUUUCGUUCGCAGGCCUCACGGGUAAGACGAGCGUGAAGAAAAAUUGCUACGCACCAGUGUGGAACGAGCAGAUCGUUUUUUCCGAGAUGUUCCCGCCGCUGUGCCAAAGAAUCAAAAUCCAGCUGCGGGACAACGACCAAGUCAACAACACCAUCAUCGGCACGCACUUCAUUGAUCUGAAGACCAUUUCAAAUGACGGAGAAAAAGGUUUUCUGCCAACCUUCGGUCCUGCCUUCAUCCACCUGUACGGCUCAACCCGAGAUUACAGCCUGUUGGACGAACACGCCAGUCUCAACUCGGGGCUGGGCGAAGGCGUUUCGUACCGCGCGAGGCUGUUGGUGGCAAUUCGCACCGAAAUCACCGACAACAUCGACAUCGCGCCGUCCGGAGUCGAGGUCGAGCCUUCGUACCCAAUCACCGAGUCCAAUUACGGGAAGAACGAGGAGUAUUUCUUGUUCGGCUCAAUCAUGGACGCGACGAUGAUUGAUAAGAAACUGGGCGACAAGCCGCUCUUCUUUGAACUGAGCAUCGGCAACGCGGGCAAUUCCUUGGACGGUCACAAUUCGUCUUCACAGGAGAUUGAUGAAGAGGAGGGGGAUGACUACCUUGACAACGUGUCAGCGGAGAGCGCGUGCUGGCAGAGCACCACGCCACCUGUCAAGCCGAUGACCCACGACCGGCUCUAUCAUUUCCUGCCCUACUGGGACGACAAGCCGUGCAUGUACGUGCGCUCCGUGUGGCCAGACUACAGGCGCAGGAUGUACAACUCCAACCUCAUCAUGCGGAUAAUUGAAAAACUUGAGGAGGGUCUUCUGGAAAGCCACCUGCAGAUUGAGGCCGACAGCCCGAACAUGGAAAAAACGCUGAAGCAGACGCUGGACGAUUUGGCGUUUGGGUGCGGAAAGUACUUGUCCAUCUCGCGAUGCUACCUGCAGGGCACGGCGGCUGGAAAAACCAAGUUGGACCGCGAGCGCAUGAAACUCUGCGUCAGAGAAAUAGAGCACAUUGCGUCGCUGGCAAGGAACUUGAAGGCGCUGGUCGCCAAGCACACGAUCAAAGAGCGAUACAAGACUGCACAAUCCUAUCUUCAAAGACUGCGCUACUUGGCCGAAGACCCGCAACACGCGCUGCCCGAUAUAUUUCUGUGGCUGGUGAGCGGCGGAAAGAGGGUGGCUUAUCAAAGACUUCAAGCCAAAGACCUCAUAUUUUCCGUGGUGGGCGAGGAGAGCGGCAAAGACUGUGGAAAGGUCCAGACCCUCUUGCUCAAGGUUAAAACACUUCCUGGCAAACGGGGAAUCGGAGUGAGUGGUUGGGUCAUUCAGGCCAAACUGCGCAUCUACCUGUGGCUCGGCUUGACCAAGCACAAGAAAAACUUCGUCUCCGGCCUUCCAGCUGGUUACGAAGUGUCGCAAGAAAUCAAAAGUGCAGAACGACCGCGUGCUCUGCCCCCAUCUGUGAUACACUUUACUGAAAAACACUACUUCCAACUUCGGGCUCACAUGUACCAAGCGCGGUCUCUGAUCGGUUCGGACGCGUCCGGACUGUCCGACCCGUACGCGCAGGUCGUGGCCGGGGAGUGGUGCAAGACGACGCAGGUGGUUGACGAGACGUUGAGCCCCACGUGGGACGAGCUACUUGUUUUUCCAGAGCUCAUGGUGUGCGGAUUGGGAGAGGAGAUCAAAAAGGAGCCGCCAAACAUCGUCAUCGAGAUUUUCGAUCAGGACAAAGUUGGCAAGUCCGAGUUCAUCGGCCGAGCGAUGGCCAAGCCGCACGUCAAGCUACUGAGCGAGCCGUACGAGCCGCCCAAGUUUCCGCCGAAACUUGAGUGGUUUGACAUCAACCGAGGCGUCGACCACGCCGGCGAGUUGCUCGCCAUGUUCGAAAUGCUUGAGGUACGGCGUCCAGAUUUUAGACCGCGAAAAAAAGGUCGACAGAACGAGGUUGAUCCAGGCCAACUCGAAUUCGAGCUUCCAGCAUUGCCGUCGCCCAAAGACUGCCUCAUUCCAAUCACACAAGACACUGGGCCCAUUUUGCCAGUGCCGCCAGAUAUUAGGCCAACUUUGUCAAAAUAUAGAAUCGAAGUUUUGUUCUGGGGCUUGCGUGACGUGAAGCGCGUCCACCUGUUGACCGUGGACAAGCCGCGCGUCGACAUCGAAUGUGCCGGCCACAUUUUGCACUCGUCUGUGAUCACAAAUGCAAGGAAAAACCCCAAUUUCAGCACGCCCGUCAAAUUCAUUGAUCUGGAGUUGCCGGAGCAGGAGUUGUACUGCCCGCCGCUCACGGUCAGGGUGGUCGACUGUCGCAGUUUCGGCAGGUACACCCUGGUGGGCACGCACAUGAUCAACUCGAUUCACCGAUAUUUGUUCAACCCCGUCACCAAAAAACAGCGCGAGGUGGAAGAGAGGAAAAAAUCGCAGCAGCUCCAGCCAAAUCACACUGCUGCUGACCCCUGGGCAAAUUCAAUUUCCACCAGCAACUAUAUAAUUCUUGACACUGAUGAAACGGAUGUUCAGCUACGCAAAUUAGCAAAUUCGGGACCAGGUACAUUACAAAGUAAGAGAGAAAAGACUGAAUCAAAUCGCAAGAGAAAAAUGAGCAUGGGUCACGCGGCCGACGACGACGAGGACAGCAAGGACUGGUGGACGAAGUACUUCGCGUCCGUCGAAGCGAUGAUAGAGGAAACGAAAAAAGCGAAAAAUGAGGAGCAAGACAGAGAGAACCAGCAGAACGGGGCUUGCGGCCAAAUGGCGGAGGGAUCGAGCGGCGGUCACGAGGAAAAGAAGAAAAUUAAACUCGGCUUUAAGUCUGCGGGGAACGCGGCGAAAAUAGCCAACAAGUGGAGUCCCAAGGCGGCUAAGCAUUUGAAGCCAAAAACGGCUCUUUUAAAAAUAUUCCCAAGCGAACUGGAAGCGCAGCCUGAGUUCAACGCCUUCAAAGAAUGGCUGCAGACCUUUGACCUUUUGAGAGGAAAGAAAACUGGGGAGGAAACCGAGGACGACAGUCGAGUCGUUGGAAAGUUCAAGGGGAACAUUAAAGUGUACAAGUGGCCUCUGCCGAAAGACAUCGACGACCACACCAUCAUGGGCUUUGACCCUCAGUACGGCUUUUUCCAAGGCCUGCCCUCGAGUGACCCGAUCCACGUGCUGGUUCGCGUGUACGUGGUCAAGGGCACUGACCUGCACCCGAUGGACCUGAACGGCAAAGCUGAUCCUUAUGUCGUGCUGCAACUGGGCAGCAAGAGGAUCAGCGACAAGGAACAUUACAUUUCCAAACAGCUGAACCCCGUUUUCGGCAGGUGCUUUGAGUUUGAAGCAACCUUUCCGCAAGACUCGUUGCUCACUGUGCAAGUUUGGGACUGGGACCUUGUUGGUUCUGAUGACCUCAUCGGAGAGACCAGAAUUGAUCUGGAAAACCGUUUUUACACGCGGCACAGGGCCACUUGCGGUCUUCCAAGCAAAUAUGAAGAAUAUGGUUACAACGCGUGGCGGGACCCGAUGAAGCCAACACAAAUUCUGGCAAAGCUUUGCAAAGAAGGAAAACUGGAGCCCCCGUCUUACUUCAACGGCAAAGUGAAAGUGGGAAACAAAACUUUUGGCCUCAACAACGACGACGUGGCUCUCACGAGAGGAGGCAAAAGUAAGCAUUAUUACUUUGCAAAACUUUUGAUGAACUCGAGUUGUGUUUCUCUUUAUGUACGUGCAGUGCUUGAGGAAUAUCUGGCGCUUGCAGUUCUGAAGCGUUGGGAUGAAUUUCCACGCAUUGGCUGCAAACUUGUGCCCGAGCACGUCGAAACGAGACCCCUUUACAAUGCAGAAAAGCCGGGAAUUGAACAGGGUAAAUUGGAAUUGUGGGUGGACAUGUUUCCGAUGGACAUGCCGUUGCCAGGGCCACCUCUUGAUAUCGCGCCUCGGAAACCAAAAUCCUACGAGCUCCGAAUCGUGAUUUGGAACACAGACGAGGUUGUUCUCGAGGACGACGCGUUCUUCACUGGCGAGAAAAUGUCAGACAUUUACGUCAAAGGAUGGUUGAAGGGACCAGAGGAUUGUCAAUAUACCGACAUCCACUACAGAUCCCUGACCGGCGAGGGAAAUUUCAACUGGCGAUUUAUUUUCCCAUUCGAUUACCUCGUAGCCGAGGAGAAAAUUGUAAUUUCUCGGAAGGAGUCGCUGUUUUCCUGGGACGAGACUGAAAGCAAAAUACCUGCCCGGUUGGAAUUGCAAGUGUGGGACGCAGAUCAUUUCUCUGCUGACGACUUUUUAGGUGCAAUUACUCUUGAUUUAAAUCGGUUUCCUCGAGGUGCGAAAAGCUCCAAACUCUGCACCCUGGACAUGCUAAAGACGGACGGUUCUGUCCCCAUGGUCAAUAUUUUCAAGCAGAAGAGAUUGAAAGGCUGGUGGCCGUUUUACAUCAAAAAAGAAAACGAGGAAAUGGAACUCACGGGAAAAGUUGAGGCAGAAAUUCAUCUGCUGACUCACGAGGAGGCUGAAAAGAAUCCAGCUGGAAUGGGAAGAAAUGAGCCCGACCCUCUAGACAAACCCAACCGUCCUGACGCAUCGUUCAUGUGGUUCUUGAAUCCAUUCAAGUCGAUCCGAUACAUUGUUUGGCACAAUUACAAAUGGACCAUCAUCAAGGGACUCAUUUUCACAGCACUGGCCAUCAUGUUGUUGCUUUUCUUCUAUUCCGUGCCCGGUUACUCGGUGAAAAAGUUGCUCGGCGCGUAAAAUACUUCAAGUCUUUCUCUCAUAUAUGAAUGUCUAUUUUAAGAAAAAUUUAAGCAAAAUCUUACAAUAUGAAGCAUAGGUUAUUAUUUAGGCAUUAUAAAAACUAUACUCAAUCUACACAUCAUCUCUCUCACUACAUACACCAAUAUACAUUUAUAAUUUAACUUGUAAUCGUUGUAAUGUACAUAAGAUGCAAUUUUACUGUUAAUUGUUAUUCAAAGGUAAAACGUUCAAUGCAUAUCAAUUGUGUGGCCUACCUUGAUAUAUAUUGCAACCAUAAGAAUAUUUUCAACUCUCAUCAACCGACCAACUUUCCUUCAAACUUAAAAAAAAAGAAGAUAAAUAAAUCAAAAUAUGCAAUUUUUACUUUAGGAAAUUAGAAUCUUAAAUAAUUGUUGAAAAAAUGUUAAGUUUGGAACAAAAUUAAUGAAUAUAUGUUAAAUUUAUAAUCAUCGUAAACAUUUGUAGUAAUUAAAUGCGACAGAUGUUUGUAAAAUCGUGCAAAAAUAUUAAAAAAUGUACUACGCAUUCCAUUUAAAAAUAAGACGCUCUAAAAAUUGUAAAUAUAAAAACGAAAAUACUAUAUUAUGCACUUGGCACUUCAAAUAAACAAGAAAGACAUUGUUAU